CGCAUCCGCGCCUUCGCCUUCACCUCCUCCACCACCGUCUUACCCGCCAUGGCGUCCAAGCAACCCGUCGAGGAGAUGCUCCAGUACAACAUGAUCCACGCCCACAACACGUUCAAGUUUGGGUACGACAUCAUCGUCUCCCACCUCGACAACCCGCCGCUCGACGACCUCAAGAACUUUAUCGGCUACUGCCAGGCCUGGGUCGACUCUAUCGAGGGCCACCACGAUGCGGAGGAGGAGGUUGUGUUCCCGUUCCUGAACCGCAAACUCGACUUUUCGCAAGAGCAGGAGCAGCACAAGCUUAUCCACUCCUCGCUCCAGACCCUGACCGAGAAGCUGACCGCGGCCAAAGCGGACCCGUCCAAGUUUGACGCCGCGGAGCUGAAGGCGAUCGUCACCGGCUUCAAGGAUCCGCUCUACCAGCACCUGGACGAGGAGGUGGCGCAUCUCGCUCCCGAGAACAUGAAGGACUUUGACCAGAAGGAGCUUCUCGACCUGAACCUCGCGCUCGAUAAGCACGCCAAAUCGCACGGCGACCCCUUCCUGCUCGUGCCUUUCAUGCGCAGCCACACUCCUCCGGAAUUGAAGGACUCCUGGCCGCCCAUGCCCUGGAUGCUCCGCAAGGUGGUCAUCCCCUACAUGCUCGCCAAGCGCUACUCCGGCUACUGGAAGUACGCGCCAUACGCCAUGUCCUAAAAUGCCUCAUAGACACGCACACAUCGUUACUCCUCGCAUCGCUCUGUCUUCCCUAGGUUUAUUAAUAGCUGUACAUACCCCGCAAUCUUGACCUCUGUUAUUGCUGCCGCGCCGUUGUUCCGCCGGC
Molecule: messenger RNA, 823 nt
Organism: Punctularia strigosozonata HHB-11173 SS5
Lineage: Eukaryota; Fungi; Basidiomycota; Agaricomycetes; Corticiales; Punctulariaceae
Exons: 4
Coding region: 49-696 (215 amino acids)
Source: RefSeq, a predicted model, not a curated record